Molecule: messenger RNA, 2622 nt
Organism: Macroventuria anomochaeta
Lineage: Eukaryota; Fungi; Ascomycota; Dothideomycetes; Pleosporales; Didymellaceae
Product: PAP/OAS1 substrate-binding domain-containing protein
Exons: 1
Coding region: 281-2422 (713 amino acids)
Biological process (GO): RNA 3'-end processing
Molecular function (GO): RNA uridylyltransferase activity
Source: RefSeq, a predicted model, not a curated record
CUGGACGCUCCAAGACUUCGGUGCAAGAGCUGGAAAUUACGGACUUUGGAUACGCCAAUAGCAUUGUCUUUCUCUAGAACCGCCGACCGCAGAUUGUCGACAACCUCCACAGCUUGAGCACGGACAGUGUAACCCAUGGACAGCUUUGUUGGCAUCUAAGCUCGUCCGGUCAGCAGGCAUUCUGUGCAGCAAGAGCAACAGCAAAAGACUGGUUUUCGCGAGCGGUCACAGAUCAGUCCAUCACGCCAAUUGAUCACGCCUCACAGGAGACCAAACUAUCAUGAGUCAAAAUCCAUCCAACACCAGCAGCGAUCUUGAGAAUCAGCUGCGUGGCAUGAUACUCAGCAAUGUCACCAUCGCGGGUGGGCAGAACCAUUACGACGGCCAGCCAGGCCAGCAUCGAGGACGUGGUCGUGGCCGUGGCGGCUUCUAUCGUGGCUCUGGCCCCAAUCCUCGCGGCGGUUAUGCUCACCGCAACACCAGAGGCAACCAGUCAUGCGGCAUGAACAUGGCAUCUUCAUCCACGCGUGGUGGCGGGACUGACACCAACAACAACGAGACGGGCCCUCGCUCUCAACAACCGCACAACCACGCCUAUGCUCAGCACCGAAAUGAUGCCCCUCAUCCACAAAUUCUGCAGCGGCCACGAGGUGGGUUCAAUCAAACAGGGCAAGCGCCUCGGGGUGGUGGGCCUCAUCAGUAUCCCCGUCCGCAGUAUGCCCAGAGUGGCUAUCAGAACCAGCCGAGGAUUGAUUCGGCAACGCAGGUGCAGUUCAUGGAAGAGAUCGUCGAGCGUGAGCUUCCCAAAGUCGAAAUGACUGAGUUCGAGAUUUCAAAGCACGAAACGUUCAGGAAGGGCCUAGAAGCUAUCAUGCAGCAAGCCUUCGAUGAAAACGGAGGCGAAGACCUCGAUUACAUUAGAAACAUUUCUCUAGUAGCAUUCGGUAGUCUCGGCUCAGGUUUCGGUCUGCCCGGUUCAGACAUGGACCUUGCUGUGGUUCCUCAAUGGAGCGACCCUGCUCGAGCUGACGAGACGGACAUCGGUCCUAGGAUUCCUCGUCUCCUCGAAAAGGCGGUACUCGAUGCGAAGAUGGGAGGCCGUCUGCUUACACGUACGCGUGUGCCGAUUCUGAAGGUGUGCGAAAACCCUACUGAUGCACUUUACACUGCCCUGAUGGACGAGCGCAAGAAGUGGGACGGUCUUUCCGAGGAAGAGCAGUACCCUCGAACUCCGCCGCCAGUAGACCCCACAGUACCGCCACCGACUUUCGAUGAGAUUGAAACGGAGAAGGCUCUGAAGGCUGCUGCAGGGCAAAGGGAGACUGCAAAGCCCAGGCGGAGGUCUAGCGUCGCGGCAGGGGAUGGCGUGACGGCAACUGAAGCAACGACUGAGGCAGCGACUGAAGCACCGACCGACGCGGCUGCACCUGUAUCGACCAUUCCAGAGGGAACCUUGCCUGCCGCAUCCAAGACAGAUUCGACUGAACCCCCCACCACGGUGUCCACCAACAAAGAGCAUCAGAACCGGCCAGAGAAGCAGUGGCAUCGUGAAAAGGUUCUUGGGCCCCUCGACUUCCCGAAGACUGGUGUUGGCAUCCAGUGCGACAUCAACUUCGCGAACCCUCUCGGCAUUCACAACACUCACAUGCUCCGCUGCUACUCCCUCACCGACCCUCGAGUUCGGCCCAUGGUCUUGUUUGUCAAGUCCUGGGCUAAGCGUCGCAAGAUCAACAGCUCUUACUCUGGCACGCUGUCAUCCUACGGUUGGGUCCUGAUGGUCCUUCACUACCUUGUCAAUGUCGCAUCACCACCAGUCUGUCCCAACCUACAACACUACCUGCCACAAGCAACAGACAUCAAUUCACUGGUUGACCGCUUUAAGGAUGCGCGGAAGAUUAGUGGUUACGAUGUCCGCUUCUGGCGCAACGAAGAGGAGAUCAUCCGAGCGGCACAAGAGGGUCGACUAACACAGAAUCGCCAGCCCCUCGCCUCGCUUCUGUGUGGCUUCUUUCGAUACUUCGCAUCACAGGGCGGUCACUACGGUCGCCAAACCAACUUCUACUGGACAUCCGAGGUGCUCUCUCUUCGCACACCCGGCGGUAUCCUCAGCAAGCAGGACAAGGGUUGGGUCAGCGCCACUACUAUCGUCACUGCAGAGAAGAAAGUCACGAACCGGUAUCUGUUCGCUAUCGAAGAUCCCUUUGAGAUCGAUCACAAUGUCGCAAGGACUGUCACACACCGCGGCAUCGUCACGAUACGUGAUGAGUUCCGUCGUGCUGGAAGGAUACUGGGUGCUGUUGGCAGGGGUAUGGAACCUGAAGGAGGGCUCUUUGACGAACUCAUCGAAGAGGCUCCAGCACCAACUGCGAAGGUUGAAGGGCCUGAGGCCAAGAUGAUCGAUCAGACGAACAUCGCACAAUGAGAGAAGUUGGUAUGCGAGCAUUGAGCAUAGAUGAGAACGCUAGACCAAUGCUCCAGUAGCCGCAACCGGCAUAUCUGCAAGCAGUAUACACUCGAGCAACUUGCGGCACAAAUACCCAGGAUCCGAUGCGAGACCGGCGCUCUUUACUGACUUUCGUUGUAUACAAUGGAAGAAAGCGGUCAGCUUGUCGGAGCCACAGC